GGGGGUGUUCCUGUCAAUUACAACACGUCUCGUUGUGUUGUAGCAGAGGUGCAGGUUGGGUCGGAUCUGCAGUUGAAUAACUCGCCCCCUGCACAUUUUAAGUUUCCUUAGAACUUUUUGUCUAAAGAAAAACACGUUUAGUGGAACUUAAAGAAAAAUCACAAGAAGUGGGAGUGCUUGAAUUCAGUCGUGUUUCUGGUAGUUUGUGGACUAACAUCACAUGGCUAUUAAUUAGUCACCAAAAAACGGAAAGGCUUCUUCAACAUGGUCAAAGCCUUUUCCAAGGCACUGCUUUAUAACGUACUUCCUAUUUUUUGUUUUAUCGUGUCGGGUCUGAGUCAAAGUCAUCUAAGGCAGGAUUCGAAUUGUCAUGCAAUUACAGGUUCUGAAAAAUUCAACACAGCAGCUCUCUUUCCUUCGAUAGCAGAUCAGCUAAAAAAAUUAAGCCAUAUUCGAAACCCUAGGCUAAUUGAUUCAGGGAAACUUUAUAUGGAUCACAGUGAUAUUCGGGUGGUACAAGGCUUCAAGAAUUUCCGGGGCUGUCCGAAAGCUGCACAACAAUUCAAGGUUUUCCAAAAUGCUGAAAAUUGGUACGCUGUAAUUGCUACCAAUGCGGUGGAAAACAACACAGAAAUUUACUCAUUUUCUGCGUUAAACGGAUGUGAAAAAUUACUCGAAACGCUUCCGACCCGCCUGGCGUUCGAUUUUGAGGUCGUUCGCACUAAUGACGUCAUACGUAUAGUCGUUUUGGAGAAAACCCCAGCCAAAUACCCACACAAACGGACUGGAUCUUCAGUUUACACCAUUAACUUCGCCAGUAAUGGGACCAUCAGCGCCAACAGAAGAGAAGCGCUUCGCAGUGAAGAUCCCACUUGCAUCACUACUUGGGAACAGUUUGGAAUUCCACACGUCGCUAUUUGUAACGGCAAGAAUCGUGAUUUUAGAGGAAUUGAAAGCUAUUGGGCAAAGUUGUAUAUUUACUAUGCUAGUGGAGGCUAUUUUGAUCGAUGCGGAGAAAUCGAGACACACUUUCCGAAGGCGAUCCGACACUUCCGCAUAUUUUCCAAGCACUAUUUAGCUGUUGCCAAUUACCCUAACGAAACUGUGGCUGAAAAUGUCCCCACUGAAAUUCUUCGAUAUGAUCUCGGCACAAAAAUGUAUAAACAGUUGCAGCUUUUGCCAACCAAGGGUGCAUCUGAUUUGUGCUUCUUAGACAUUGGUACGGGGCUGAAUACCCUCCACUUCCUCGUGGUUGUGAAUAGGCUUGCUUUCGAUUCCACAGGAAAGUCCAAUAACGAUGCCACAUCGCAUGUUUAUAAAUUUAUUGGCGAAAGGUUCGAACCGUUUCAGUCUAUUGCUAUUGACAGUAAAACGACGGGAUGCCAUGCUUUUCAGGUAAUUUUGUUUUUGUGA
Messenger RNA from Daphnia pulex (common water flea), 1413 nucleotides. RefSeq lists its product as uncharacterized. The transcript is spliced from 7 exons. The coding region runs from base 265 to 1413 and encodes 382 amino acids. Lineage: Eukaryota; Metazoa; Arthropoda; Branchiopoda; Diplostraca; Daphniidae. The record is from RefSeq and is a predicted model, not a curated record.